UCGAUUCAGACGAGUACCUAUAAAAGUAGCAAAUAUCAUGGAGAAAGAUGAGUCAUCUAAAAAGUGGAGAAAACACCAGACAACUCAGCAGCUGAAAAUGCAUAUUUCGUCUUGUAUAAUUUUGAUUUUUGCGGUUGUAUUUGUGAUUCACUUGCUUGGAGCUUUCGCCACGGUUAACAGUAUCCAUGUUGAACGAGACAAUGGAAACACUACACCAAUGGAGACAACAACUACUGAUCAAGUUGAAGAAGGCGAAGUCAACCAUGCUGUCGAUCAACCCGUCACCCCUCGUCGUUUAAGUUUUUCGGAGCGUCGAAUAGCUUGCCUUAAUGCUUGCAAUAUUGUCAUCGAAUACCUGUCGGCGUGGCGUGCCUGCAGAGCGCACUGCUAUUACCUUUAUGGAACGGGCGGAUAUGGUAGACGGUAAUGUCUUUUUCUUUACCGCUUGUGUCAAUGUUGUUGUGGUUGCCCCCUAGCUGAAAAAAGCUUGAUGAUUGUACGAAAGUUAUUUGUUUCUCUUCAUAGCACCAUUUCACUCUGAGUUCUA
Molecule: messenger RNA, 547 nt
Organism: Daphnia carinata
Lineage: Eukaryota; Metazoa; Arthropoda; Branchiopoda; Diplostraca; Daphniidae
Exons: 3
Coding region: 38-427 (129 amino acids)
Source: RefSeq, a predicted model, not a curated record